AGCAGUCUGCUUCCCCCGGCACUGAUCGCCCUCUUAUCCAUAUAUCUUUCCGUCUCUGCAAAUUAGAUUUCUGUUUCUCCUCCUCUCCUGCCCUCCCUUCCUUCUCUUCCUAUAUCUCUCUGCAGGGAAAAUGGCAGGUGGGGGGAAGUCGUAUGACUUGGAGUACACGCCUACAUGGAUCGUAGCAGCUGUUUGUUCCGCCAUCAUCAUCAUCUCCCUCUUCCUUGAAAGGCUGCUUCACUACCUCGGAAAGUUGAUGAAGAAGAGGAGUGAAAAGUCGCUGUAUGAAGCAGUGUUGAAGGUCAAAGAAGAGCUGAUGCUGCUGGGUUUCAUAUCCUUCUUGCUGACGGUCUUCCAAGGUAGAAUCAGUCACAUAUGCAUCCCCAGAAGCUACCUUCAUCAUAUGCUGCCGUGCAGGAGGGAAGAUGACCGCCGGCCGGGGGACGGGGACGAGCCCGGCCACUUCCAAGUAAUGGGAAAAGCAAUGAGACACCUUCUCGCGGACACAGAUUCCGAAGAACAUUGUGAGGCUGAACAUGGAAAAGUGCAACUAUUGUCGCUUGCAGCAAUACAUCAGCUGCACAUUUUUAUCUUUAUCUUGGCCAUCACUCACGUUGUUCUCAGUGUUGUUACCAUAUGUUUGGGUGGUUUGAAGAUUCGUCAAUGGAAAACUUGGGAGGACUCAAUUGCAAAGAAUAACUACAAUGAAGAAAUUAACAAUGUCAAUGCAGAAGCCAAGGUCACACAUGUUCAAAACCAUGCUUUCAUCAAGGACCACUACUUAGAUUCAAGCAUAUUAAGUUGGUUGCAUUCCUUCCUAAAACAAUUUCAUUCAUCAAUAUCCAAGUCUGAUUACAUCACACUGCGGUUGGGGUUCAUUAUGACGCAUUGCAGUGGGUUCCCAGAAUUCAAUUUCCACAGGUGUAUGGUGCGUGCAUAUGAAGCUGAUUUUAAGAAAGUUGUCGGCAUAAGCUGGUAUCUAUGGGGAAUUGUCAUUCUCUUCUUAUUAAUGAAUGUUGAGGGGUGGCAUACAUUUUUCUGGAUAACGCUCGUUCCUUUAGUUCUUCUGUUAGCCGUGGGUACAAAACUCGAACAUGUAAUCACUCAGUUGGCUAGAGAAGUUGCCGAGAAACACAGUGCAGUAGAAGGAGACUUGGUGGUCCAGCCCUCAGACGAUCACUUCUGGUUCAACAGACCUCGCCUCGUCCUCCACCUGAUUCACUUCAUCCUCUUCCAGAAUGCCUUCGAGAUCGCCUUCUUCUUUUGGUUGUGGCUCACCUACGGCUUCCGCUCUUGCAUUAUGGGGAAAGUCGGCUAUGUGAUUCCCAGAUUAGUUUUUGGGGUGAUUAUCCAAGUUCUAUGCAGCUUCAGCACCCUUCCACUUUACGCCAUCGUCACCCAGAUGGGGAGCUCGUAUAAUAAGGCGAUCUUCGGCGAGCAUGUCCAAGAGAACCUUUCUGGAUGGGCCCAAAAGGCCAGGAGAAAAGCCGUCGGUCCGAUGAGCAAACCAGCAACACCAUUCAUGGCUUCGAACACUCACGCAGGGAACAGAUCGCCUGAUGAGAUUCAGCUACAAGAAGCCCCUUUGGUCCAUUCAGUUCCAUACAAUAAUCCUUGACAUGCAGCCGCUUAUGCAUAUCCGUUGGCAGGCAAAGUCGAUGCUAUAGUAGCCAAGGAAGGACCUGUAGAAGCAAAUCAAUGAGACCCAAGCAUCCGCCGGCCAAACUCUGUUUAGUUUUCCUCUCUUGUGAUUUUUAAAUUAAAAACAAAAAGGAAUGAAGAAGUCAGUUAUGAUUCUAGGCCACUCGGCAAACGCUUGUCCUUUUGUUUCUGUUUUCCUUUUUCCUUUUCGGAAGGUUGAAUGUUCAUCUUUGCGUAUAAAACACUGCUUGACGUUGGUGGAAGAUGAUCAACCAUUGAAAACUUGUAUAUAGGUCAAGAGUUUUAAGGCAAAGCAUCUCCAUUUGAGAA
Molecule: messenger RNA, 1971 nt
Organism: Nymphaea colorata (pocket water lily)
Lineage: Eukaryota; Viridiplantae; Streptophyta; Magnoliopsida; Nymphaeales; Nymphaeaceae
Product: MLO-like protein 1
Exons: 14
Coding region: 131-1618 (495 amino acids)
Biological process (GO): defense response
Cellular component (GO): membrane
Source: RefSeq, a predicted model, not a curated record